Messenger RNA from Dermatophagoides farinae (American house dust mite), 835 nucleotides. RefSeq names its product polycomb group ring finger 3-like lethal (3) 73Ah (gene l(3)73Ah). The record is from RefSeq and is a predicted model, not a curated record. NCBI's taxonomy places the organism in Eukaryota, Metazoa, Arthropoda, Arachnida, Sarcoptiformes, Pyroglyphidae.
CACGUUUUUAAUUUUUGUAUACAAAGUUCGUGUAAUCAUUAUAUUCUAGUUUUUUUUCACUAUUUGAUUUUUCGUCGUUGAAACAAUAAUGGAACGUCGUAUUAAGCUAAAAUCAUUAAAUCCAUAUAUUACAUGUAAAAUAUGUAAAGGAUAUCUAAUUGAUGCUACAACCGUUACAGAAUGUUUGCAUACAUUUUGUAAAAGUUGUCUUGUUAAACAUCUUGAAGAAAAUAAUACAUGUCCAACAUGUAAUAUAACCAUACAUCAAUCACAUCCAUUACAAUAUAUAAGCUAUGAUCGAACAUUACAAGAUGUUGUCUAUAAAGUUGUUCCAGAUCUACAGCAAAAUGAAAUCGAACGUGAAAGAGAAUUUUAUCGUUCACGUGUUAUGCCAUAUCCAAAAUCUAAUCUAAAUUUAAUUAAAAUGUUAAAAGAUGGUAAUUUGAAUCAUCCAAGUCAAUGUACAAGCGAAAAUUAUCAUCGUGAUGAUGAACAAAUUGGCAUCGAAUUAAUAACAAGUUCAGAAGAAUUAAUUAAACAGAUAAAAGCAAAAUUUAUUCGUUGUUCAUCACAAUUGACAAUAAAUCAUUUGAAAAAAUUUAUAUCAAAAUUGAUCUAUAAAACUACCGAUAAACAUAAAGACAUUGAUAUACUCUAUAAUGAAGAAUUACUUGGUAAAGAUCAUACUUUGAAAUUUGUUUUUGUUACUCGUUGGCGAUUCAAGAGUGGACCAUUAAAAUUGUAUUAUAAACCAUCACAUAAUUUAAUUUCAUAAAUUUUUUUUUACAUCAACUCAUUUUGAAUUCAUCAAUUUAUCAUCAUCAUCAUUUUAUUU